AUGCACAAAGUGACCCCAGUACUGGUGCGACUUAACCGCGCGAACAUUUUGGUCUUUGGGUCGAUCCUUUUCCUGCCUGCGCGCACAACUCGACCGUGGCUGCCACUGCUUGGGAUUAUCUCAUUGGUGCCGCCUCUGAGCUUCACGCUGUUCCUCUCGGUCGAGGUCCUUGGAUUGCUACUAAGCCGGAGCUACGAGUACUGGUUUGUGUCCGUUCUCAACGUCAUCAACUGGAUCGGGAUCGCUCACGUCUUCGGCGACUUCCGAGCGCUCGUGUGUGUGAGCUUCUGGCUGAACUCGCAGAACGUCAUCUCCAUCGACGGCAACUAUAGGACGUACCAGACGACGGUCAAGUCCAUUGUCAUGGCGGGGCCUUCCAUGUUGGCGCUGGUGUUUUGCUGUUCGUAUCGAAUCAUUGUCGACGCGGCCCCUUCGCCGUCCUUUAUGAUCGGCUCAGUAGAGCUGCAGUGGCGCCAAAUCGUCAUCUUCACGGCGUCCACACUCAUUAUCUUCAUGUUCAAGAAGGCGUACGCUAAGGUCCACCGUCGCGGUAAACACGUCAUCUCUUGUGUGGUUUUGCGAGCGCGCGUGUGCCUGGUACCCACCGCGACGAAGCAGAGGCUCCGACUUGCGAACAUUGUCAGGAACCAACCCGCUACUGCGUCGAACAAGCAGCAACUGCGUCUGGCACGUCAUAGAUCCGUGGUUAUUGACGCUAGACGGGUGUUCCUUCCGGAAAGAUAUCUCGAGCGUCUUGGCGCUGCAAGUAUUAAAACUGCGCUGUAUGCGACUGCAGUCACGAGUCUCACUUCGACAGCUGCUGCUUGGGUGUUGCUGCUGCACAACGCAAAGCGCCACGUGUUAGUGUCCAGCGCCGUUGCAUUCGUGACCUCACUGCUUUUUGUGUCGACUACCGCAGCUCUCGCUCAGAGGGAUUUGGUCCGGCUGCUCGUUUGGAACUUCGAUGUCCUGUUCUCAGCCUUUCAAGCCACUGCAUUAGCUCUGUGUCUUCUGGACUUGUUUUGUUGGCGUGCUGCGGCGAGCUGUGCUGUGAUGGCGUGGUGGUUGUGGUUCGUUUGGCUCUUGCUGCUCGAUGCGCUUACGCCCAGUGUUACGUCCAAGCUGCACCUUCGAAAACUCGCUCUUCCCGUGAUCAUCUUGGUGCUAUGUAUCGCUUUGUCGUGUGCAAUGGAGAUCGUCUCGAGCCAUGACUCGAUAUUCACGUCGCGCCUAUUUUUCAGCAUCAGUUUGCCGAAUCUGGGGACGUACGAGGAGCAUACGGGCGCUCUGGCGGUGCAGCGCGUUAUGACGAUCAUUGGGUGGAAUGCUCGACUUCUGUUUGAGUUGGCGGUGGGUGACCCAAACCAGCUCCUCUUUAUCUGCAGGAGGAUCGAGUACGUCAGUCCGUUCCACACAUUCUCCGAGCCACUACCGACAGAGCAGCAACCAAAGCGUGCACACUUGUGGCAAAGGAAACUAUUGUACUGCAGCCCAUUGUUGUGA
This is a messenger RNA of Phytophthora sojae, 1503 nucleotides long. RefSeq lists its product as hypothetical. NCBI's taxonomy places the organism in Eukaryota, Oomycota, Peronosporomycetes, Peronosporales, Peronosporaceae. The coding region runs from base 1 to 1503 and encodes 500 amino acids. The transcript has 2 exons. The record is from RefSeq and is a predicted model, not a curated record.